Opisthorchis viverrini is the source of this 2725-nucleotide messenger RNA. RefSeq lists its product as hypothetical. NCBI's taxonomy places the organism in Eukaryota, Metazoa, Platyhelminthes, Trematoda, Opisthorchiida, Opisthorchiidae. Gene Ontology annotation, cellular component: nucleolus. Gene Ontology annotation, molecular function: chromatin binding. The record is from RefSeq and is a predicted model, not a curated record. The coding region runs from base 1 to 2667 and encodes 888 amino acids. The transcript has 12 exons. Gene Ontology annotation, biological process: DNA replication initiation.
AUGGUCACGCCAAUCUACAAAACUGGUGACCGACUCUCGCCUGACAGCAACAGGCCUAUAAGCCUAACUAGCGUGCCGUGCAAGGUGAUGGAACGCAUUCUGAAGCGAGCUAUCCUAGAUCAUCUUACUUCCAGCAAUAUGAUAUCUCCAGCUCACCACGGAUUUCUCCCAAACAGUUCUCGCGUGACAAACAUGCUCCGCCGGUCUCCAUCGGAGUUCCAAAAGGCUCCGUACUGGGACCACUCCUGUGUCUAUCUCCGUCAACGACCUGCAAGUCCAUGUCUAUUUUUUGCGGACGACUUGAAAUCCCAAAGUUCCGAUGCCAAUGCCCUCCAAAUGGAUGUAGACGCUGCCAAGCAGUGUUCGUUGGACUGGCACCUUCCUCUGAAUGAUGAAAAGUGCAUCCGCAUGUCGUUUGGAGGAGACUCAGCGAAUGCCUUUUUUAUGCAUGGUGAAAAGGGACCAGAAAACAUUAUGAGGAUAGAUGCCAAAAACGAUUUGUGUAUCUGGGUCUCCUCAAACUUGUCCUUCUCACUACACCAUGAGAAAUCGACCCAAAAGGCAUUCGCCGUUUUACGGAUGAUCCGACGUACCUUCUCCCGUAUUACUCGCAUGGACUUCCAAAUACUCUAUGGGGCCUACGUCAGACCGCUCCUGGAGUACGCCAACCAAGUUGUCUACUCAGGACGUACGAAAGACGUUACCCUCAUUGAGCGUGCCCAGCGGGCCGCCACAAGAAUGGUUGCCGGCCUCAAAUCCGUGGACGACGAAACGCGUCUCGCGAUGCUUGAUCUCUUUCCCCUGGAGUACCGUCGCCUCCGAGGGGACCUAAUUCUUACUUACGCGAGGGACUCUGUUGUGCUUGGAGGCCCUGCAACACCAUUUCGGGCCCUGUUCGUGACCGAAACGCCGGGCCCGUUGACCGCACAGUGCUCUCAGCUGAACACCUUCAUUAAAUGCUCAGACAUCGUUGUGGUUGGUGGUGACAUGAAGCUCCAGGGAGGUAGACCAAGCGCUGCUGAGGCCCUAUUGGGUGGUUGCCUUGAAUUGGUUACGAGACGCACUGGCGACGGAAAUCGCAGACUGUUGUUGUGCCGUACCGAUUUCCGGAACAACGGGAAUCGUUUGACGAAAUCAUCCAAACGGCAGGAAACUUAUGCGAAAAUCGAUUGGAAUGAGUCCGAUCGAACGACAGCACUAAAAGCCGUAUGUGAACUCCUUAAAGCACAUCCACAAUUCAACCUCAGUGAUGAACUUAUCAUGGCUGUGUUACCCUUCCUAAAUGAUAAACGCGAACAAAUCUGCAGGGCCAUUCACGCGUUUGCAAAGAAAAAGUCCUACAACGUUCGUCCUGCGAUCGCCAAAGCCUUGUCUCUUGUACCUAUCAAAGAAGUGGAAGAUGCGGAGGAGAAAACAUCAGUUGGCCGCAAUCGAAAAAUGAUGUCACGGCGUGAACGAAAGAAAGACAAACUAGAAAAGAAGCACGAAAAGGAGAUGGCAGAAACCCGAGCCACUCAGUCGCGAGAGGACAGGAAAAAACUGGUUGGUUAUCCGCCGUUCAAACUGAUGCGAAUAACGUAUUCUAGCUUAAUCAAUGUGAUCUACGUGGAUAGCUUGCUCUUGAUUCUUAACCGUUUCAUCGCCCAAGAGUCUACUAGUCUCCGAGAUGGUUUGAAUUGCGUAAACGCCGCUUUGAAUGUAAUGAAUCACCCUGGCUCUACGUCUGCAUUGGAAACCGACCCAACUCGUUUCUACAACCAUUUGUACAGUUUGUUGGGUCGUAUGUCCGGUGUCUGCAGUCCGUGUGAUAAGAUCAGACCCAACACCAAGUUGGAUAGCUUAUCGACUGCUUACGCUCGUUCUUCAACGCCCGCUGCAUUUGCAGUAGCCCAGUACAUACACAAAAAUACGAUAACGAAGCCCAUCUCUUCUGUGCCAGACAGUCCUAAUUGUACUCCAGAUGAUGAAUACUCUAAAGGACGUGUGGUUCUCAAAGAUUCCGAAGAAAUGACAGACGUUAUGCUAUCCUCUCUGAAUAUGCUGUUAAUCCGGCGUAGGCGGGAUGUCUCUAGCAAUCGCGUGUUGGCUUUUGUGAAGCGUCUCGCUGGUGCAGCAUUAGCCAUGUCCGAACCAAGCUGCACAGGUACAAUAUUGGUUCAACUUAUCCAUCUCCUUCGGCUGUUCCCCCGUUGCGAAGUAUUGUUUGAUUCUGAAACCGAAGUUGGUGGUGCCUAUCGCCCAAACGUGGAUGAUCCUGAAGCCUGCCUCCCAGCCAGUGCUUGUUUGUGGGAGCUGGUCGUUCUCGAAAGGCAUCCAUCGCUUGUGGUACGUGAACUAGCCAAAGCAGCACUGCACUGGGGGCGAACGAUACAUACCUACGGCCCCACGGAAGCAGCCAUCAGACGGUAUAACUUCAACAUCGGACCGAGAGACUUAACUCUAGAUCACCUCAUUCAACUGUCUCCUGCAGAUUGCCGGCUACAGUUGGCUACCAUCUGUGAGGAGCAAUCUGCGGAACCGGUUCGAGUGACUCCAACGACUAAGAAGCGGUUCCACCAAACAUAUGUUCCUUCUGAUUGGUUCAAGAGCAUGCUGGAACAAUCGGGCUUGUCAAAAGAAUAUGGCGAUGUUUUACACUCUAAGCGCCCAAGGAUUGAGAAAUCAUAGCAGCUGUUUGCUUUUUAAACAACUGUGUACAUUUCUUAUUGUAAUAAAACAACCCGCA